Cladocopium goreaui is the source of this 164-nucleotide messenger RNA. NCBI's taxonomy places the organism in Eukaryota, Dinophyceae, Suessiales, Symbiodiniaceae. The record is from the annotation of a GenBank genome assembly.
AUCGAGGCCUUCAUCGAGGAAGAACGCAGCGAGAGGCUGAAGGCGGAAGCUGAGCGCUUGACAUCGCUGCAGAAGCGGCUGCAGGCGCAUGAGGAGCUCACCCUUCAACGGCUCAGCGAGCAACGGGCGCGCUGGGAGACGGAGGUAGAGACGCUGCGUCAGAA